Molecule: messenger RNA, 1634 nt
Organism: Scophthalmus maximus (turbot)
Lineage: Eukaryota; Metazoa; Chordata; Actinopteri; Pleuronectiformes; Scophthalmidae
Gene: tmem38a
Product: transmembrane protein 38A
Exons: 6
Coding region: 342-1097 (251 amino acids)
Biological process (GO): potassium ion transmembrane transport
Cellular component (GO): membrane
Molecular function (GO): identical protein binding; potassium channel activity
Source: RefSeq, a predicted model, not a curated record
UUGUGGAGCUGUGCGAGAUCACAGUCGGUCAUUUGGCUCCGAGUCGACCUCGGAGUUGGUGAUGUUUUUGACGGGAACCAGUCUUUGCUCGUACUAAGCGAGGAGGACCAUUGUCUCGGGCGGUUGUGCGUCCUGGCUCCUGGCUGCAGACAAAGCCCUCACUGACUGCGUCCUGUGGUAGAGGAUGAACUAAUGCUGAUGAAGGCAGGAGUUGUUCGUCGUGAUCAUUCUUCGGCAGCUGACAUGUAAACCUCCUGUCGCAUAGAACGCGGAGCAGCUGGCAGCGGAGCGCAGACGACGACGACGAUGAUGAUGAUGAUGAUGAUGCCGAGGCUGUGGAGAUGAGUGGUUCUGUGGAGGUUUCUCGCCGGAGUCCCGUGGCCUCCUGGCUCUGCGCCAUGCUCUACUGCUUUGGUAGUUACAUCCUGGCAGACGUCAUGCUCGGAGGCAGCCCCAUCGACUAUUUCCAAUACAACAGCCACAUCCUGCUGGCCUCAGCUGUCUGGUACCUCCUCUUCUACUGCCCAAUGAACCUCUUCUACAAAUGCGUGGCUUUCCUGCCCGUCAAGCUCGUGCUGGUCGCGCUGAAGGAAGUCGUCCGCACGCGCAAGAUCGCCGCCGGCGUUCACCACGCCCACCACGCCUACCACCACGGCUUCUUCAUCAUGGUCAUCGUGGGCUACGUCAAAGGGUCUGGAGUGGCUCUCAUUUCCAAUUUUGAGCAGCUGCUGCGCGGCGUGUGGAGGCCCGAGACCAACGAGAUCCUCAGCAUGUCAUUCCCGACCAAAGCCAGUCUGUACGGAGCGAUCCUCUUCACCCUGCAGGAGGCUCAAUGGCUGCCGGUGUCCAAGAGCACCCUCAUCCUCGCCUUCACCCUCUUCAUGGCCACAAGCAAGGUGGUGAUGACCGCCCGACACUCCCACGGCUCCCCCUUCGCCCUCAUUGAGUCCUGGGUGUGCCACCUGCUGUUCGGCUCCGCCCUGGGGGGCCCCGAGGAGGACCACCACCAUCCCCCCGCCCCUUCGUCUUCACCCCUCAAGACCAAGGAGGAGCUGGGCGAUGGCACCCGCAAGAGGAAGGCCAAGAAAGCCGAGUAGCACGUCGCACUACGCCGAUGAAGCUGCAUCUGACUCGCCCGGGUGGGCGCCACGUGAUGGGACUUCCCAUUCCUUUUCUAGGGAGAGGGGCGGUUUGACGUUUCACCAGAUGAGGCCCUUUCUGUUAGAGCAAAAAUGGUACUUUCAGCAUUUUAUGUGGCAUGAGGACUCUGUGAACACCACAGCAACUGUUUCACACUUCAACCCAACCUGGACAUUUUAAGGCUAUUUAUUCAUGUGUCUGUGAACAUCGGUGCCCAACACUGUGCGGUGAUCCAUGUGUGUAGGAGCCACAGGGUCAUUUUAGGAACGUCUUUUCUUUUUUUUCCACAUCAGUAGUUGUGUCGCCAGGUGUCAGUGGUUUCAGUUAAGUCCACCAAACCUUAUUUUAUUCAAAGAAUAGAAAUCUGCAAAUGAAUCGGACUCUGAAUCACAAAUGCAAAAUGCAAAUGAAGCAAUACGUGAAAGAACAUUGCUGCUUUUUACAUUGAGACAAAGACAAAUUCACGUCUUUGAAUAAAAUCAAGAGAAACAUUG